UUCAAUAUCACAAGACAGAGAAAUAUUUAUUUUUGUACUGAUAGGGUAGUUGGAACAGGUAAAAAGUGGACAUGGAGAUUAGGGGCAUUCUUUUCAAGAGACUUUUCCUUUCAUUUGGACAAAGAGCAUUUGUAACAUCAACUGUACCUACCACAAAGCUGUUUAUCAAUGGAAAGUUUGUAGAAUCAAGUGCUUCUAAGUGGAUAGAUGUACAUAAUCCUGCUACUAAUGAGGUUGUUACUCGAGUUCCAAUCUGUCCAAAAGAAGAAAUGGAAGAGGCAGUUGCCUCAGCAAAAGCUGCUUUUAAAAGCUGGUCCAAUACUUCUAUCCUGACACGACAACAGACCAUGUUCCAUUACCAAAGCUUGAUAAAAAAAAAUAUGAAAAGAUUAGCAGAAAGUAUUACAGAAGAGCAGGGUAAAACAUUAGUGGAUGCUGAAGGGGAUGUGUUUAGGGGACUACAGGUUGUAGAGCAUGCUUGCAGUGUGACUUCCUUGCAGCUUGGUGAAUCUUUACCAUCCAUAGCCCAAAACAUGGACAUUCACUCUUACCGUAUCCCUCUUGGGGUUUGUGCUGGAGUCACACCUUUUAACUUUCCUGCCAUGAUUCCACUUUGGAUGUUCCCUUUGGCUCUUGUUUGUGGCAAUACCUUUGUAUUGAAGCCUUCUGAGCGAGACCCUGGAGCUUCAAUGAUACUCAUGGAACUUUUAAAAGAAGCUGGUGUCCCAGAUGGUGUAGUAAAUGUAAUCCAUGGACAGCAUGAAGCUGUGACAUUUAUAUGUGAACAUCCAGAUAUUAAAGCAAUUUCUUUUGUGGGAUCUGAUCAGGCAGGGAAGUACAUCUAUGAAAGAGGAUCUAAGAAUGGUAAACGUGUUCAGAGUAACAUGGGUGCCAAGAACCAUGGAGUCGUUAUGCCUGAUGCAAACAAAGAACAUACACUUAAUCAGGUAAGUAGAGAUCAGUUUCUUACUACAGGAUUGUGGAUGAAAAUCACACAAGUUGAAUAAGAUAUAAAAUCAUUA
This is a messenger RNA of Limulus polyphemus (Atlantic horseshoe crab), 1022 nucleotides long. RefSeq names its product methylmalonate-semialdehyde dehydrogenase [acylating], mitochondrial. Gene Ontology annotation, molecular function: malonate-semialdehyde dehydrogenase (acetylating, [NAD(P)+]) activity; methylmalonate-semialdehyde dehydrogenase (acylating, NAD+) activity. Gene Ontology annotation, biological process: thymine catabolic process; L-valine catabolic process. The transcript has 10 exons. NCBI's taxonomy places the organism in Eukaryota, Metazoa, Arthropoda, Merostomata, Xiphosura, Limulidae. Gene Ontology annotation, cellular component: mitochondrion. The record is from RefSeq and is a predicted model, not a curated record. The coding region runs from base 72 to 1007 and encodes 311 amino acids.